This is a messenger RNA of Phytophthora nicotianae INRA-310, 456 nucleotides long. RefSeq lists its product as hypothetical. The record is from RefSeq and is a predicted model, not a curated record. NCBI's taxonomy places the organism in Eukaryota, Oomycota, Peronosporomycetes, Peronosporales, Peronosporaceae. The transcript has a single exon. Bases 1 to 456 code for a protein of 151 amino acids.
AUGAAAUCGCACCAAAAGUUCCUGGAAGAUGUUACGGCUGGCCGAUGUCCUGAAGUAACUAUCACCGGUGAGAACACUUUGGUCGUGCGAGAAUGGGGAGAAGUCCGCGACGAGCUCAAUGAAACCGGUUCUGGAGCUGAGACUGGUGCACUACCUGGAGUUUGUUCACAAUCUGGAUUUGGUGCACAAUUUCAGACGGUUCGGGAUAAAACCAAUGCCGACACGUGCGAUAUGAUCGAUGGAUUAGCGGAGGAAGGUCAUAUGCAGCUAUCGCCUAAUGGUAGAGCCCUUUACUCUCUUAUUGAUGAACUGGACCCAUCUAGUUUGCCUCCAGCUCACGUGGAAAACGCACCAGAAGACGUGGAAAACGGCGUACACUCCGAGAGUGUGUCCAAGUCUCAAAGUGUAGCAGCGCCCAAACUGCGCAAGGAAGUGCUCAAAACAAUUUCGAAAUAG